GGCGACGGAGAGGAAGCAGAUCGCACUGUGUGUCCAGUGAGAAAAACACGGAAUUGUGGGUAAUAAACCGGUAUUGUCUUUGCAACUAUGUCGUUAGUCACAAACUUCUUUGGUAACUUAAGGAAGGUGGCUAUCACUCUGGAGAAGGAGACUGAGAAACUGGAUCAAGUGUUCAGCAACAAAGAGGAAGACUACGAUGAUGAAUCUCCGAUGCGAGUCUUACAUAAUUUACGCUCUGAGAUAAAGGAUUUGAAGAAUGAGCUUCAGACCACUAUUGACAAAAAACAUCUAAUUGGUCAAGAACUCCAUGCUUUUAUAAGAGUUUGCAAAGUACUGCAGCAAAGAACCUCUACAGACAUUCAACAAAUAAAAGAUAGUUUCCAGAAGUACGGAUAUACACCUCUCAGCACUGACAAGUCAGAUGCUGAGAUGUCAAAUGAAAAUGUGAAGUGUGAGAAUGAGGAACAAAUCUCACGUGACUCUGAGGCUGAUGAACUUCCAUCCAUGCCAACCGUUGAGAAGCCAUCAAACUCCUGGGAUUUACUGCGUGGCCCCCAGCUCUCUGACUUUGGUCUGUCCCACUAUCAGCUUUCCUCUGCAUGGGAUCUGCAAAGUAGCACAUUGCAUGUAAAGAAGCCAGUGGAAGAGAACGCUAAGCCCGUAUUUAAGGAUAUCCGCACAGUAAAUAUGGCAAAGACACCAAAAUGUGCCCUGAGGAUGGAAGAUGACUUCACACAGGUCGCGCACUUUGGCAUUAGCGAAUCAAACACCAAUUUCAACGAUGACUACACAAUUGCACUGAUCAACAAAAAAGCACAGAAAAAGGCAAGUACUCCUGAAAAAGAUGGGACAGAAGGCGGUUACUCGAGAAAUCUGAAAACCUUUCUGGCUACACCUUCACACCUGCGACACAGGACAGAUUUUGACAUUGCGGACUCUCCAAUGCCACCAGUGUUCGUCACGCCAGGUUUAAAGGUCCACAGAAAGAAAAUGGAAAAUGUGUCCGCGUGUGAAACAAAACCCCUCCAAAGUGAAGAUGCAGACGAAGAAACUGAAAUUGUCUCCCUGACAAAAAACCUGAAACAUGACCUAGCUACUCCGGCACAUUUUACUCUCAAAAGCAAUGAUUUUGUUGUGGACUCUCCGCUGCCACCAGCUUUUUGCACGCCUGGAUUGAAGGUUCAAAAGAAAGAAAUCCCUUCUAUUGUUGUGGGAACAUCAAUUCCAAAAGAAACUGAAAAAAAAGCCACACCACCUAUACCAGCCUUUCAGACAAACUGGCUAAAUGGGGAUACGACAAGGCAACUGGACAUCACAGAACCUAUUCCAAGACCAGUGAUGACCCACAGCCUGUAUUUACAGGACAAUACCUUGGUUCUAAACUCUGAUAAAUACUAUGAAAACUCAACCAAAAUGGCUUCACCUCCUCAAAUGAAGACAUACUCUUUAGAUACUCCCCAGAGACCUGAAAUCACCAUGUCUUUGACUGAAGAUCUUCUCAAGUAUAACAUGAAGCCAUCCUCCCCUCCCAAGAUGUCGGAGUAUGAAAGUCUACUUUGGACUCCAGCACGUCCUGAAAUGACAUCCUGCAUUACCGAGGACAUUUCACAGAUCUUGUCACGUUAUUGUGAUAAUAAAAUGAACCAUCCAGAAACUGUGGGGGGAAAUAAAGACAGUUUUUCAUCCAGUAGAGGCAGUGUGACGUAUACUAACAAAGAGAACAGACUUUAACAAAGAUCCUGGUAACCUGAAGUGGAAUUGUCUUAAAUUGUUAUCUCUAUUGAAGACCUGUUGAUGGGAUUACCAUUUUUAUAUUCUUGACACAAGAAUGAGGGUUCCAGUAUAAAUAAUCUUUUACAUUAACGUGUAUUUCUAAAUAAUAAAGAUAUCAUUCUAUGUACACAGAACUGGCACCCUGUAACUAGAGACAGUGAGCAUGUGUCAUGGGUACCAAGAUGAUUUUAUGGUAAAGAUGGUUUCAUUUAAGUAAGAUUC
Messenger RNA from Pelobates fuscus (common spadefoot toad), 1995 nucleotides. RefSeq names its product spindle and kinetochore associated complex subunit 3 (gene SKA3). The record is from RefSeq and is a predicted model, not a curated record. Lineage: Eukaryota; Metazoa; Chordata; Amphibia; Anura; Pelobatidae. Gene Ontology annotation, cellular component: spindle microtubule; kinetochore; outer kinetochore. The transcript has 13 exons. Bases 88 to 1731 code for a protein of 547 amino acids. Gene Ontology annotation, biological process: mitotic cell cycle; chromosome segregation.